GCCACCACCGCACCACCACAAGUCAGUCAAUCAGUCUGUCUCUCUCUCUCUCUCUCUCUACUUUCUAGACCCUUCUUCUUCCUCCAUCUCCCAAAGUCUUCAUGGCUUCCGAUCUCGAAAAGCAGGCCAAGGAGGCCCUCAUCGACGACCACUUCGAGCUCGCCGUUGACCUCUACACCCAGGCCAUCGCCAUCGAUCCCAACAACUCCGAGCUCUACUCCGACCGCGCUCAGGCCAACAUCAAAGCCAAUAAUCUCACCGAGGCGGUUGCGGAUGCGAACAAGGCGAUUGAAUUGGACGCGUCUUUGUACAAGGCCUACUUGCGCAAGGGAAUUGCCUGCCUGAAGCUUGAGGAAUAUCAGACUGCAAAGGCAGCAUUGGAACUUGGUGCUUCUUAUGCUCCAGAGGAACCUAGAUUCGCUAAUCUGAUAAAAGAGUGUGAUGAGCUCAUAGCAGCGGAAAAUAACGAGCUACCAAAGCAACCAAUGGAAACAACCACUACAGAGAGUGUUACAGCCGCAAAAGAUGUUGAGCCAGUGAACCCGCCUUCCGAUCAGGUGACAGUAGCACCUGUCAAACCAAAAUACAGGCAUGAAUUCUACCAGAAGCCUGAAGAAGUGGUCGUGACUAUAUUUGCAAAGGGCAUACCAGCCAAAGAUGUUGCUGUUGAAUUUGGUGAACAAAUAUUAAGUGUCAGCAUUGAUGUUCCUGGUGAAGAUACAUAUCAUUUUCAGCCUCGCCUGUUUGGGAAGAUCAUUCCUGAAAAGUGCAGAUUUGAUGUUUUGUCUACCAAGGUUGAAAUUCGCCUGGCCAAAGCUGAAUCCAUACAGUGGACAUCUCUUGAGUUCAGCAAGGAUAACCCUGUUCCUCUAAAGGUCAAUGCCCCAGUUAUUGGAGCCCAAAGGCCAUCUUACCCAUCCUCCAAACCAAAGCGGGUAGAUUGGGACAAGCUCGAAGCCGAAGUGAAGAAGGAGGAGAAAGAUGAGAAGCUUGAUGGCGAUGCAGCUUUGAACAAAUUUUUCCAAGACAUAUACAAGGAUGCUGAUGAGGACACAAGAAGGGCCAUGAGAAAAUCUUUUGUGGAGUCAAACGGGACGGUGCUUUCGACAAACUGGAAAGAAGUGGGCAACAAGAAGGUCGAGGGAAGUGCCCCUGAUGGAAUGGAGAUGAAGAAAUGGGAGUACUAAGCUCUUACUCAAGUUGGACAGUGAUGUAACCUAUUUGGAGUGCCUUUUGUUUUGGUGGACGCUGUUUAGUUUUUUGUUUUUCAGUUAGUGUCUAUUCUUUUGCCGAUGGUCACCUAGGUUUGUUUUUGCGUUUGGUCUUUUGUGUUUUGUUAUGUACUCGGUACCUCUCAAAGCCGAACUCAUCUGGAACAAGUUUCAAGUGUCUAAUAGUACCUCUAUGUUCCUGUAUGCCUUGGUGAUCUGAAUCUAUGUCUUGCUUAGUUCUG
Rosa chinensis is the source of this 1453-nucleotide messenger RNA. Its product is annotated as protein SGT1 homolog. Gene Ontology annotation, biological process: protein stabilization; defense response to fungus. NCBI's taxonomy places the organism in Eukaryota, Viridiplantae, Streptophyta, Magnoliopsida, Rosales, Rosaceae. The transcript is spliced from 10 exons. The record is from RefSeq and is a predicted model, not a curated record. Gene Ontology annotation, molecular function: protein-folding chaperone binding. Gene Ontology annotation, cellular component: nucleus; cytoplasm. Bases 102 to 1187 code for a protein of 361 amino acids.